CGAAGUGUCAGAUAGAAAAAUGGCGUUGUGAAGUUGGGUGUGUUAAAGUGUUCUGGCUGUCUUUUCUAAUCAAAAAUCAAGUUUUUAUAAAUAAUUACCAGUGAUCAAUUGAGUGAAUAAAAUAGUGUUAAGUGAGUGGUCAAUAAUAGUAACGACAUUCCUUGUAUUGUGGAUUAUGUGGCAUCAGAUAAUAUGACACUUUUUUGACACUGUCGCAUAUAACGACGCAGAACUUCCAUCACAUCAACUAGUUUCCCAUUUCCGAAAACAGUACCAAACAUCACAACGCUUUUCCAUUCAAAAGACAACGUCGUUUCGUCAACAAAAUUUUUAUUUUUGAUUUUCCUUUUUCGUUCGGUUUUUUUCUUUCUUGAUAUCAUUUGAAACGGGAACGGAAAAUCUGUUUCAAAAAUGUCUUUGGAUUCGAUGGGACCCACAAAAACCGUGCCCGGUUCACGGAUGACACAUUCCCUAAGCACCCCAUCCGGUGUCGAUGGUUCGACGCCUCAUCGUGGUGGCAAAAAAUUGGCGAUACGUAUACAAAUGCUUGACGAUUCGGUGACUAUGUUUCAAGUACAGGCGAAAGCACUUGGCAAAGUCUUAUUUGAGCAGGUUUGCCGACAAUUAAGUUUACUGGAGGCUGACUACUUUGGAUUAGAAUACCAAGAGCAAGAGUCUAAAAUUAAGUAUUGGUUAGAUUUAGAGAAGCCACUGAAUCGUCAGGUGGGUUUGUCGCUGGUCGAGCCAGUACUACGAUUUUGUGUUAAGUUUUAUACUCCUGAUCCGGCACAGCUCGAGGAAGAAUUCACCAGAUUCCUAUUCUGUUUACAAAUCAAACGAGAUUUAGCUACGGGGGUCUUACAAUGCAACGAUAACACAGCAGCCAUAAUGGCUAGUUAUAUCGUUCAAGCUUCUUGUGGUGACUUUGUACCGGAAGACUAUCCCGACCACACGUAUCUAUCAUCGUACCAAUUUGUGCCAAAUCAAGAUGCUUCCAUACAACGAAAAAUUAUGGAAAAUCACAAAAAACAUGUAGGUCAAACACCUGCCGAGGCAGAUUUAAAUUUAUUAGAAACAGCACGACGCUGUGAACUGUAUGGUAUGAAAAUGCAUCAAGCGAAAGACAUUGAAGGUGUCGCAUUGAAUUUAGCUGUUGCACAUAUGGGCAUUGCGGUAUUUCAAGGUAUUACGCGUAUAAAUACAUUCUCCUGGGCGAAAAUACGAAAGAUUUCGUUUAAACGGAAACGAUUUCUGGUUAAGCUACAUCCGGAGGGUUACGGGUAUUACAAGGAUACGGUCGAGUUCUUUUUCGAAGGUAGAAACGAAUGUAAAAACUUUUGGAAGAAAUGUGUGGAAAAUCAUGGAUUCUUUCGGUGUACGGCUGUUCAAAAUACACCGCGUCGGAAGGCUAAAGUAUUAUCGCGUGGCAGUUCGUUCAGGUACAGUGGCAAAACACAAAAGCAAAUCAUCGAAUUCGUUCGGGACAACUAUGUGAAACGACAAACAUUUCAAAGGUCUCAGUCUUUCCGUCAGGGCCCACUUCACGCUAGUAGUCGAAGUCAAUCUCACACUUCGUGCAAUGUGAAUUCCAGCAUCUCAGCUCAUCCAUUGCUACCAAUUGAGACUGCGGAAUGGUCCAGUCGCAGUCCGAACAAAGGAUCGAUGACGCCUUCUCAGAUGAGGAAGGGAGCGGAUUCAUCGAAUCACCGACACGAAACUCCUAUCGACCACACCCGAUCUCAAGUCACAGCAGCCCAGGUGGAGACCUAUCAGACGAAGACAUAUGCACCCGAAUCUCCGCAGCCAGUUCCGGACCAAUCGGAUUUGAGUCACUCUGUAUCACCGGUGGGCACAUGGAAUACCCGCAACAACAACCACCACCUCAACAACAAUACCAGAGAAGUCGAUCGGGCUCGUGUGCGUCCAGACGUUCCCAGUUCCGACAUUUACCAUGGCAUCAACGGCAACGUUUCGCUGGAUCGUCGUGGUGAAUUAGUUACAUCACCGCAACACCGAUACGAUCUGACACUGGGAUCGGACAAAUCGUCGUCACUGUCACGGUCCGAGGCCGGAGUGUAUGACAUUAGUCAGGCGGAAAGUCGUACAAAGUCACAAGACGAUGCCAAUCAAAUCAAUAAUAAUUCGGUCAUAAAUGGCAACGGGAACGGAACGCUGGAGUCGUUGGAUGGGGAUGCGAAACGACGGAAGUGGCCAACCGACAAAUCGUAUUUUUUGGCUAAAGAAAUAUUGAUGACUGAGCGUACAUACAAAAAGGAUUUGGAUAUUUUGAACUCGUGGUUCAAAGAUGAAUUAUCACCAGAAAUUGUAGACAGUUUGCAGCCUCUAUUCCAAUUAGUCGAAUCCAUGAUCCAACAUCAUUCCGUAUUUUUACGCGAUCUGGAACAUCGACUCCUGUUAUGGGAGGGACGUGGCAGUCACGAUACACAUAAAAUUGGCGACGUUAUGUUCAAAAAUAUGCUCAUACUGCCGAUUUACGAAGACUAUCUGGAGAGUCAUCGUGAGGUUAUCGAACAUCUGCACGAUUUGUAUGAAAAUGAUGAACGAUUCCAGCAGAUCUAUCGAGACUUUGAGCAACAAAAAAUCUGUUACGUUCCGAUUGGAAUGCUUGUGCUGAAACCGCUUCAUCGCCUGUUGCACUAUCAACUUAUUUUGGAACAACUGUUGGACCAUUACGGUCCCGAUCACAGCGAUCGAACCGAAUGCCAGGGAACACUUGUAAUGCUAUCGCGAACAACGGAAAAAAUCAAGGAACAACUGACCGAUUCGGAAAAUUUCAUCUUGCUCUGCGAACUACAGCGUGACAUUAGCGGUUUCGACAAAUUGGUACAAAUGGAUCGAUUACUGAUACGGCAAGGCUGUUUAUUGAAACAUUCCAAGCGCGGUCUGCAACAGAGGAUGUUCUUUUUGUUCUCUGAUGUCUUACUGUACGGCUGUAAAUCACCGGUAACUCAAGCAUUUAAAAUUCUCGGUCACGUUCCAGUUCGGUCAAUGUUAACCGAGAAUGCCGAACACAAUGCCUUCAUCAUCUUCGGAGGACAUCGAGCAAUUACAGUUAGUGCUGGCACAACAGCCGAAAAGACAUUAUGGUUGGCCGAACUGUCAAAAGCUGCAACGGACAUUAAAAAUAGACCUCACGUCCAGUUAUCGAUGGGAACUUUGAGGAAUUGCAGUUCGUCUGAAGAAGGCCUGGAAACGUGUGGACUAAAUUCAUCGAUUGGCCAAAAGACACCACCGUCUCGUAGCAACACAGCGCUACAUGUGUGCUGGCAUCGAGGCGCAACGGUCGGUCUACACGAUCAUUUGAUUGCUGCGGAGAAUCAACUUUCCGGGUAUCUGUUGCGCAAAUUUAAAAAUUCGUCCGGUUGGCAAAAACUGUGGGUGGUCUUUACGUCGUUCUGUCUGUUCUUUUACAAAAACUAUCAGGACGAAUUUGCAUUGGCUAGUCUUCCGUUGUUGGGAUAUUCCGUUGGUCCUCCAGGUUUUCAAGACGUUGUUCAGAAGGAGUUUGUCUUCAAGCUGUCGUUCAAAAAUCACAUCUACUUCUUCCGAGCAGAAAGUGAGCACACAUACGAUCGCUGGCUGGCCGUGUUGCGUAGUACAACUCAAUCGCAAGAUUUCAAAAAUAUGGUCAAUUGAUGUCCAGUCGGAACGUUUUGAAAGGAAUGAAUAAGAUCCUCAUCCCGAUCUUGUAUGUGUGUAGGCGAGCGUGGAAACCGUUUUGUGGAAUGCAUUUCGAGUGGAUGCUGUUUAGCAUUUGUGUGUUUUUGUUAUUAUAAAAAGUGACUGAAGCAAAGUGAUGAAUGAUGAAACGAUUGACGUGAUGUAAAUAACAUUUUUAUUUCCAGUGGGAGUCCUUUUUUAUUAUGAAAAAAUUGAAAUUGUUCACAAUUCGUGUCUUAUUAUACAUAAAAUUGAUUAAUGUGUCUUAAAGACUUCAAUGUAUUAUUGCGUAGGAAGAAGAGUUUGUAACACAAUUUAUUUAAAUUAAACAACAGAAAACAAA
Molecule: messenger RNA, 4024 nt
Organism: Bradysia coprophila
Lineage: Eukaryota; Metazoa; Arthropoda; Insecta; Diptera; Sciaridae
Gene: Cdep
Product: Chondrocyte-derived ezrin-like domain containing protein
Cellular component (GO): cytoskeleton
Molecular function (GO): cytoskeletal protein binding; guanyl-nucleotide exchange factor activity
Source: RefSeq, a predicted model, not a curated record